Triticum aestivum (bread wheat) is the source of this 2305-nucleotide messenger RNA. RefSeq lists its product as uncharacterized. Lineage: Eukaryota; Viridiplantae; Streptophyta; Magnoliopsida; Poales; Poaceae. Bases 263 to 1915 code for a protein of 550 amino acids. The transcript has 8 exons. The record is from RefSeq and is a predicted model, not a curated record.
AUUACUGCCUCUGCCGCCGAGUUCAUCUUCUCCAACCAUCCUCCUCCCACCCACCCACACACCAGAGAGGCAGGUAGAACGAGGCCGCGAGCUAGGAGGUAGAACUCCAUGGUCGAGCACAGGAGCUGACACCCCCCGCCGGAAGCACUCAAAUUAUGCUUUGCCCUCUCACGGACCUGCUCCUCUCCAAUCCAAGGCAGUCGAUCCAAAGGUGUUUGUGCUUGACAGCCUCGAGCUUGGCCAACUGAACAAACCACGCGGAAUGUACCCAAGGAUAGCGCUUUUUGAGCACGAGCCGAUGAAGAAGAUGAUUGAUAUCACAUCAGUAAACAUGGGUGGAGGAGAAAUAUCAUUUCACGGGGCAUCGGCUGAACAAAACGUCAGCAAAGGUAUUGUCUGCGCAUCAACCGAGCUUGCAAAUGAAAACAUUCCGAGGCAUUCUAAUACGACGAAACGAGUCCAGAUGCCAUCUGCGCCUAUUUUAAGAGGUACUUACAAUAAAAUUGGUCCACAAGAUUUCUCAAACCACAUACAUACAAACUAUCCAUCAAUAUCCGGUGAGAAGCUCGGGAUACUUCUCCGUGAGCACAAUGCUCGAGGUCUGGCAAACAUUUCAGAGAUGAGGCAGUCUUUCCAGUCAUCAAUGUUCACAUUUGCGGACAAGCUCAUCAACUGCAUCGCUGAGAAUUGUUCUUGUUGCAAGGCCAACGGACGUAAACAAUGCAUCCUGAAGAGUGAAAAUCAAAACAGUUGCACCAACUUGGCCAACACUCCUAUGCAAGAAAAAAUAGACAAUUCGUUUGUUACCCCUAUUUGCAACAAGGUUUCUCCCAGGCUGGCUGGACAACUCCCAAACGACGGUAGCUCGUCGGCCAAUAGCUCCAUUGCAAGGAAGAGGGGAGUUGUGUUCAGCCCGGCCAUCCAGACGGAAUCAUCAAAAAAGGUGUAUCUUCGGCUGGACGACCCACUCCAAGCAGUUUCCCAUUCAGCAGUAGAUACUGUCAACAACUCAUCUCUGUCUGCGAAGCAAGACACUCGCCGAGAGGUUGCCAAUACGAUUUAUUCAUUCUUUGAUGACCUGACUGCUAGCAUAGUCACGUACUAUGCCGAGCAACGACUGAGCUCUGGAUAUGUUACAUUCGGAACUACAAACGACACCAUGCCAGCCAAAAUUCGGAUAACAAAGUGCAACAUCGCCCGCGACCCAUGGGCAAUCGGUUCAGUUCCGAUGCCGCCGGCAGUCCCAGUCCUUAGAGCCAUAAAAGAUUGGUUGGCUGUGUCAUCCACAUUCGUCCUUGAAAGGAAAUGGAUUAUGCAUCCAAAACCAAGACUCAUACUGCUCGAUGGCAUUGAAAUCCAACAACAACUAUCAGGAAAAGAACAACUUAGUCAUGAGAUGUGUGCUGUUAUUUUUAGGAGGCUUUCACAGAUGGACAAGACCUAUUCGAAGGACACUUUGACUAUGUUUUGGAGGAAGUUUCUUGAGCCUGAUUUCGCCACCCCAGUUUUAUCUAAUGCCGAUCCAUUGACCAUCCAGUCGAUCCGUGCAACAUUUACAGAAGAAAACGAGUUUUUCAGCCCAGCCUCUAGUCGGAUGUGGCAUAUACCUCCACUCCUACCGGACGGAUGGGCCGUCUACGCAUUCGACAUGGCCAGGCGAAGGAUUUUAGUACUAGACCCGGCCGUCGGCCCAUUUGGUUUUAGCAAUAGAAGGAUCAACAUGCACACAUAUGUGUCUGACCUACUUCACGCUGCACUCUUCAGAUGCAUCCAAUCUUUAUAUGAUUCCUGGCACUGCAGUUCCGGAGAAUGGACCCGUGCAUUUCCUGUGAUAUCACGGGCAUCCCUUGUCCAUCGCUUCAAUAUGUGCUUUUCUGGUAUCUUGCUCAACUUGAGCUUGAUCAUAACCUGCUGACACAAACACGAUUUUAGACAUCGGAACAACAAUUGCACAGUUUACAUGGCAAGAUAUUACAUUUACCUUCAGUGCAUGGCAGCAGACCAUUCCAGAAUGCUCGAAAAUACCACACUCGCAGUUGAAAAAGGUCUUAUCAUCAUCAACAUCAACCUUGAAUUGGACCUUGCUCCAUUUCUCACGAGAGAGAGCAUCCACAUGAGUAAGAAUGUAUACCUUUUUUGGUACAGCAACAUCUAGUUCAUAAGCCCCUGCCUUGUAAAGAGCACUGCCAAAUUGCUCAAACAUUGCCCUGGUGUAAAUCUUGCUAGCGUGCCUCUCAAUUGGGAGAUUUACUUUCAAAAGAACACCACUCUAAAAAACAUUAAAACAUACACACAAACAAGUGAG